Messenger RNA from Anneissia japonica, 2960 nucleotides. RefSeq names its product tripartite motif-containing protein 2-like. Bases 795 to 2768 code for a protein of 657 amino acids. Gene Ontology annotation, cellular component: nucleoplasm; chromatin. The record is from RefSeq and is a predicted model, not a curated record. Gene Ontology annotation, molecular function: ubiquitin-protein transferase activity; zinc ion binding. The transcript has a single exon. Gene Ontology annotation, biological process: positive regulation of DNA-templated transcription. NCBI's taxonomy places the organism in Eukaryota, Metazoa, Echinodermata, Crinoidea, Comatulida, Comatulidae.
UUUUAGGUGUUGUUGCAUGCAUGAUUAAUGAUUGCACGCCCUCUGGGGCGAUAUGCAUAUUCCAAAACAUCAAAACAAUUGUUAUCUAAAUUCCAAAAUCCCAAAUGUGAGAAUUUAGUGACUCUAAAACUACCCUAACAAAGUUCUACAAUGAUAUCAAAUAGUGAGAGCACUAAACCUUAUUAGCAUAUAUAAAUUUAUUUAUUAACAAGGGCAACAAUUUAAAACACUUUAAUUUUGCCAUAGUUUGGCUUUGCAUUCAAAUUUCUUUUGGUAAUUAUUUUGUAAAUAUACAGUAAAAUUGGGGCCAAGUUGACUACUUGGGGCCGAGUUGACAUGGGGCCGAGUUGACUUGGUUCCCUAUUACCCGCUAUGAUACUGCUGAUCUGCUGUGAAUGGGCCCCCUCGUAUGACUACUCAAAGGCAUGGGGUCCCAUGACUGAAAUGAAAACACUCUAGCAUAACAACGAGUCAUGGGGCACGAGGGUGCAAACAAAUCAUUGGAAACCCUUGAACGUAAGUUGUGUUACAAGAGUAGAGUUCCAGGGUAUUUCAUAGAAGGGGCCCUGUAGCCUUUUGAACUAGGGAUUGUAUCUUUUUCCUGGCUCUGCAUAAUAGUGAUGGGUAAUAGUAGAAAUUCCUUGAUGUCCUUCUGCAGCUCCCUUUUGCCUGCGCCUCGGUCUACGCCACUUGAAAAUACAAAAAUAAGGAAAAGGAAUACAGAAAAGACAAAAAUAUUUCUUCUACUUAAUAAAACAUUAUUAGUAAUGUAAUUUUCACAGGAAUGGUUCAAGAUGGCUACCAGUGAAUUGAGUCAAUUUCUGGAAGAAUUUGAUGAGAAUGUCCUACAAUGCACCAUUUGCUUUACGAGACUUCAAAAUCCUAAAACCCUCAAAUGCCUCCAUAGUUUCUGUUUGGCAUGUCUUGAAGAUUGGGUUAAGGUGAAGGGUAAAUUGACUUGCCCAACUUGCUUGGAAUCAUAUACCGUUCCAAAGGGCGGACUUCAGAAGCUUCCACCAAAUACAUUCCUGAAUAACGCACUAGAAACUAUUGGACAAACUGUCAAAAAAGAUCAGACGAAAUGCGUUUGUGGAAAAAGACAAGGAAAAUAUUACUGUCAGGAGUGUAGACAUUACUUGUGCUCCACUUGUAGUGACCAUCACAAAACAUUGCAUGUAUCAGCAAAUCACAAGCUACAUACAGUGGAGGAUGUGCGAUCAAUGGCUCCUCAAGACUUUGCUUUGUUACACUCACCACUGUGUUUACUUCACAACAAACCUUUGGAGUUCUACUGCACAGAUUGUAAUACUCCAAUAUGUGUAAACUGUACACUGCUGGAUCACAAGGUGUAUGAAGGCCACAAACCAAUCAGUAUUUCUGAAGCAUUUAAGACAUUCAAAGGAACUUCAGUAGAGUUACUGAAAGUUGCACACCGCUGCAAAAACAAUUUAGAAGAUGGCCUCAAAGCAGUUAUUCAAAAUGCUACAAAAUUAGGACAAAAUAAAAAUAAAAGUUUGAGAGAUAUUGACAAUCAUGUGCAAAAAAUGGUAAAGAAAAUGUUUAAAAAUGGAGACAAAAUGAAAAAAAAAGUGAAGAAAAUCUAUGAAAACAAAAAGAAGGUAAAUGAUGCACAAAUAGAUGAAUUAAAAACAACAAUAUCUGAUAUAAAUUCAAGACUGAGUUUUCUUAAUCACUUAUUGAAGAGUAACGAAACCACAGCAAUGCAGUCAAGUGAAACAGUAAUUACAGCACUGAAGGACAGAAUAGAUGAGUUGCCAAAAACAGAGCCAAAUGAUAAUGGACAAAUUUAUUUCCACAAAAAUCAAACCUCUUCAUUGCAACAGUGUGAUAUUGGGACUGUUACAGAAUUCAGGGUAGUAAGCUUUCAAGAAUUAAAAACAGAUCAUGAGACUCGAGGUCAACAAACCAAACAUGAUAAGUUCAAAACACAAGCAAAAAUUGAGAAGACAAGAUGGCCACACCCUAUUAAAGGAUUAAUAAAUACCAUUAGAAUAAACAAAAAUGUACGAGAUGUAGUUAAGUAUGAUGAUUGUUUGUUUGUUUCAUGUAGGACAAAUAAAAUACUGAAAUACAAGCAAUCGGGAGAAUAUGUUGGUGAGGUUAUGCUACCACCAAACACACAUGUUAACAGAAUGCAUAAACUGAAAAAUGGUAACAUAGCAUUCAGUGAUUGUUUUGAUAAAUGCAUUAAAGUAUGUACCAUAAAUGGUCACAUAAUAAAAUCAAUUGAUCAAGGAGUAUUGACGUUUCCAGAAGUAAUACAGGUAGAAGAGGCAUCAAAAGUUGUGUAUGUAGCUGACUAUAGUAAUGACUCGGUGUUCCUCUUUGAUACUGAUAAUGGGCAGUUGAUCUGGGAGAUACACUCGCUAGGCAUCAAAAAAUGUCAUCUUGGAAUCAGUGAUUUUCAUGUUACAAAAAGAGGGCAUCUUCUUGUACUAGAGUAUAAUAACAGCCAACUAGAACUAUUUGAUCAUGAGGGAAGGUCCAUGAAAGUCCUUGUCAACACGGGUGAAAAAAAUGGUAAGGUGAAGAAUCCAUGUGGAUUUGUAGUUGAUAAGGAUGACAACAUCAUCAUAGCAAGUGAAAACAAACUACAAUUAUUCAGUAGUGAUGGAAAUUUCAUAAAAAGAAUGGACAAAUAUGCUGAUGGAAUCAAUAAUCCAAAGGGGUUAUCCAUCAUUUCAUAUUAUCCACAGAGAGUUGUAGUUGCAAAUGGUGAUAAAACUCUAAAAAUAUUUAAUUAUUAAAAUACAGUAUAUUACAUGUUGUGAUGUGGUUAAGUGCAACCAAGGAGGUUGGUGCAACAUAUUUAAAUAAUUUUGCACCACUAUGUACUGUAGCACUUUAUAAUAAUAUCUACUGCUAAAACGAUGAUAUCUCUUGAGUUCUGCUGAUAAACAUGUCUAGAAACUGAAGAGCCAGUGUUUUCAUCUCGGAGA